Molecule: messenger RNA, 1264 nt
Organism: Rhopilema esculentum
Lineage: Eukaryota; Metazoa; Cnidaria; Scyphozoa; Rhizostomeae; Rhizostomatidae
Biological process (GO): signal transduction
Source: RefSeq, a predicted model, not a curated record
GCAGGUUUUCAAAUGAACCUCUCGGCCUACAAGAACCUGCAGUGUUUGGUAGACGCCCUCAAAGACGAACAAAUACUAAUUUUGUAAGCAAGCGCCAGCUUCGUUUCUGAUAAAAUCUGAAUGCCGUUACAUGACGGUCAAGAUGUCAAAGCAUAUUUUUCUAUCCUACCAAUGGGAUAUACAAGACCUUGUGAAGAAAGUCUACAAAGGUUUGAAAGAUAGGGGGCUCCCUGUUUGGAUGGACACUGAAGGGGGUAUGUCAGGAAAUAUCAAUGACAGUAUGGCCUUUGGAGUGGAGAAUGCGGCAGUUGUUUGCCCAUUCAUGACGUCAAAGUACCAGGACUCGAAAAACUGCAAGAAGGAGCUGAAUUACGCUGAUUCUCAAAACGUUGAUAUAGUGCCAAUCAUGGCACAAAAGGAUUGGAAAGCAACCGCCUGGCUCGGAAUCAUAACUGCGGGAAUGUUGUGGAUGGAUUUUAGACCGGAUGCAGAUCUUGCAAAGAGUAUUUCUUCGCUCACAAAAGAAAUAAUGCAUACAACCCAAGGACAGUUGGAGAAAACAGAACCUACAAUCGCUGCUGUUGCGAAGGAGCUUGAGACUAGACCAGGCCGCGCAUUCAAGCAUUUAAUUACAGGGAAAUUUCUUGCAGAAUCAGGACAAGUCAAGUUUCACCCAGCAAGUGGCAACAGGAGCACACUGGUGCUUCGCGAUGAACCAGAAGAAACCAGCUACUGGGUUGAGGAAAGGAAUAAAGAGAUUUUCUACUACAAAAACUAUGCCACAAAUGGAUAUCUCGGUUAUGAUCCAAACGGAGACUACAUCUACACAAAAGCCCAGCAUUAUGGAGCUGAAGAGUGGAAACUCAUUGCAGACGAAUCAAUGUCGACUGGUGAGAGAGCUGUUGUCAUAUUUGCGAAUUAUGGCAAGAAGUAUUUGGCGAUCAGGAAUGGAAAGCUUACGGGUGUAGCAAACAAGGAUAAAGACUGCGUUUGGAUAUUGGACUAAGCCCAACUGUCAUGUCAGGGGCAAAGGCAUUCUGCCGAUGGUUUUAGCACGGAUUAUGUUAUAGUGAAAUAAACCAGUGGUUCAGAUCCAACUUACAUGGGUUCCCAAAAGCUAUUGUACGAAGAUACGAAAAUUGUCAGCACAGCUAACAGCAACAAUUAAUUUACAAACACUUAUUGGGAUUCUCAAAGUUUUUGAUAAUUUGCUUGACUACUAUUUAAGAAUUGAAUCAAAAUUAGUGACUCAUUUCUUCAGAGA